This is a messenger RNA of Anthostomella pinea, 621 nucleotides long. NCBI's taxonomy places the organism in Eukaryota, Fungi, Ascomycota, Sordariomycetes, Xylariales, Xylariaceae. The record is from the annotation of a GenBank genome assembly.
AUGGCCCUGCCAUUACCAAACGCUGAGACCCAGGCCAGAGUCGUGAGCGAGGCCGCGCAAAACUUCAUAGACCACUACUACGAGUCGCUCAACCGGCGGCACGGGCUCGCCAACUACUACGCCAGCACGUCGCCGCUGCUGACGGCGGCGUCGGUGACGCCCGACAUCAGCAUCAACGGGCGGCAUUUGGGGGAUGGACCCGGCGCCGCGCAGGAGUAUGAGGCCCUGCUCAACACGCAGGGCGGGCCCGUCGCCUACGAGAUCGCCAGCUUCGACGCGCAGUCCGUCAACGCCAACUUCUGCAUCGGGUGUCCCGAGUCGCUGGGCGGGAGCUCAGGCGCCUCUGGGACAGCAGCGGGGGAAAGUGGAGGUGCGAGUGCAGGCGGAAGUAGUGGUAGCAGCAGCAAAGUCCAGAAGAGCAUCAAAGACGGCGACCGCGUCAGCUUCGCGCUGCAGGUCAGCGGCACGGUGCGCUACGGCCGGCCCGGCGAGGACGGCGCCGAGGACAAGGCCUUCAACGAGUCCUGGGUGCUGGUGCCGCACUGGGAGGCGCUGAGCCCCAAGGCCGCCAGGGGUCUGCGGCGCUGGGUCGUCGUUAGUCAGAACUUCCGCGUCUUGUGA